Vitrella brassicaformis is the source of this 1185-nucleotide messenger RNA. The record is from the annotation of a GenBank genome assembly. NCBI's taxonomy places the organism in Eukaryota, Vitrellaceae.
AUGCUAGGGGAGGUCAUUGCGGGCAGAUCUGCGGCUGUACAAGGUCAGAGGACCCUCCGAUGACCACCGCACUCUCACACACAUCGACGUGAAACGGACGGAGUGGGUCGGUUAAUAGGAGAUAGGAGAUAGGAGCUGGUUGAUGCAAUUGACACGGUUGUUGUGACCCACUCCUUCGGAGGCGAGUUGACACCCACCGAGCCCGCCUCUCCGUACGAGCCAACCGCACCGCUCGUCGACCCCGCCAUGCCACCUCAGCAAGAUGCCAACCCAUCUCCGCCUGUGGCCAGCAGCAGCGCCACAUCUCCGCCACAGGACGCCGCCCCGAAGGCAGCAGCGGCACCCAAGCAGGCCCCGCGCAAGCAGGUGCUCAUAUGCCUGGGCGACUACCCUACGCACCUCGAUAUGAACAGUCACCCAGGAAGCGUAGGGUCACCAAGGAAGCAGAGAAGGCGGCACCCAAAGGCCGUCACCAAGCGGCAGGAGAUCUUCGAAUUCGCCAACAGCAGCAGCAGCAGCGGUGCCAAUCCGAGCAAGAAGAGGGUGCGUGAGGAGGAGGGAGAGGAGGGGGAGGGAGAGGAUGGUGCCAAACGGCGGCACUACGACAAGAUGCGCGGGACUACAUAGCGUCCGAAAGCUGCGCCUCCUGCACGUUGUGAAGGGACAACAGGAGGGGGGCGACAAGGACAAGUACCAGGUGGACGUCGACUUCGGCAAGCACGGCGACAAGAAAGAGGAGGAUCAGUGAAUGUCGGUUGGUUGGUGUGUUUAACGCAUCCAUUGGUGUUUGUGUCAGUUCCGCCGGCACCGUCCAGACCGCCUCAUGUGUCGAGUUCCUCAAGUACUACACGACGCACGGGGGACCUGGCGGCAAGACACCCCUGCAGCGGUACGCAUCUAUAGGCAGAUAGAUCUCCAUCCAUCAUUUCUCUCACUCCAUGACACAUGUGUAUGUAUUGCAGUUGGGAGGAGAAGCAUGGCGGAGGCGGUGGCGGCAGAAGUGGCGGCAGAGGUCGUGGCGGGGGGCGGUCGCGGUGCCGGUCGUGGCGGUCGUGUCGGGGGGGCGGUCGCACUUUGGCGGUGACGGAGAGCGUCCGCUCUCCACGCUCGACGAGCCGCGCAGGAUGCACCACACGAAGAGGUUCUGGGGGCUUGAGUAGAGAGGGCGAGGAGGGAGGGGUGUAA